This is a messenger RNA of Zerene cesonia (dogface butterfly), 3603 nucleotides long. RefSeq names its product endothelin-converting enzyme homolog (gene Nep3). The record is from RefSeq and is a predicted model, not a curated record. The transcript has 14 exons. Gene Ontology annotation, molecular function: metalloendopeptidase activity. Lineage: Eukaryota; Metazoa; Arthropoda; Insecta; Lepidoptera; Pieridae. Gene Ontology annotation, biological process: protein processing. Gene Ontology annotation, cellular component: plasma membrane. The coding region runs from base 194 to 2677 and encodes 827 amino acids.
UAUCGCUACAGUCCCGCGUCGCACUUACAAACGUGCGGUCGACCUAUUUACAUAUUUAUUAACAUUUAAAUUUAAACACGAAAUACACGUCGCGGAUACAAAAGCAUAUCUUUUAUGUAAACAUGUCAAAUUUUAAAUGAAUGUUAUGUGUGAGAUUUAGGGAUUAAAAAAUAUACGAAAAUAGACAUUAAUAAUGUCGGCAAACACGGAUUCCCAGUCCACUGCGACGCCUGAAGACACACCGACCCCCUCGCCGGGGGUUGAAGCUGUGAACAAAUUCAAUUGGUUGAAACACGCGAAGAACGCGCGACAGAACCCCUUCGCGCGACCCUCUUUGACUAGAGAGAGUUCCACGUCCGAACUGUUUUCCAGGGAGAAUUCCAGCGCGGACUUUUUCCAGAAUUCCAGAUUGAAUCUGUUCGAGAGCGCGCCAAAGCCUGAAGUCAGGAAUUAUAGCAAGGGACUGACCUUCCUAGCAUGGCACCAACGGACGAAGCUGGAGCGUGUGCUAUUGGUUUUCAGCGGGGUCCUCUUCCUGAUGGUGAUGCUGACCACCACGCUCCUGGUCAGCACGCAGACAGCGUCCUAUCCCCGGGUACCAGCCACUGAGAAAGACAGCGAUCUAUGCCUCUCAGGCACGUGUAUCUACACAGCGAGCGAGGUCAUCAAGGCCCUGGAUGAGACACAGAACCCUUGCGACGAUUUCUACCAAUUCGCGUGUGGAGGUUGGGUGAAAAACAACCCUAUACCAGAAGGGAAGUCCAAUUGGGGCAUCUUCAGUCAGAUAGAGUUGCAGAAUCAGCUUAUUAUAAAGACUGCUAUGGAAAAAAUAAACCUCAAUGUUACCACCGGAGCGGAGGCUAAAGCUCGCAUUUACUAUGACGCUUGCGUGGACACCAAUGAAACUAUAGAAAGGCUGGGGGACAAACCACUGAUUGGUAUAAUAAAGAAGUUGGGCGGGUGGCAUAUUCUGCCAAACACCCUUGUGAGAACGCAGAAGUGGGACUUGCAGAAACUAUUGCAGGAUAUUCAGAAUAGAUAUAAUUUGGGUGGUCUUUUUAACUGGGCAGUUACAGAAGAUGACAGAAAUUCAACGAAGCAUGUUAUAGUGCUCGACCAAGGAGGUCUAAACCUGCCCACCCGCGACAAUUACCUUAACAAGACAGCUCAUAAGAAAGUCCUAGAUGCCUAUCUAGAUUAUAUGACUCGCAUCUGCGUGUUACUAGGUGCUAACAAAACUGAAGCUAGACAACAAAUGAGUAAAGUUAUACAAUUUGAGACGGAAUUGGCGAAUAUAACUACACCCUCUGAGGAUAGGAGGGAUGAGGAAGGGUUGUAUAAUCCGUUCACAGUGAAACAGUGGCAGAGGGAGGCGCCAUUUUUAAAUUGGAGCGUGUUCUUCAAUGAUGCGUUCAGAUUGGUCAAUAGGACGAUUCCCGAUAAUGAGACGAUAGUUGUAUACGCGCCUGAAUAUUUUAGAAAUUUGACAAAAGUCCUCCGAAAGUACAGUAAAACUGAAGAAGAUCAAAGAACAAUCACCAGCUACAUGAUGUGGCAAGUAUCCAGGUCUCUCUCAACGUACCUAUCUAAGCCCUUCCGAGAUGCUUCUAAGAUACUGAGGAAAGCACUGUUUGGUUCUGAGGGAGCGGAGGAGUCCUGGCGGUACUGCGUUACGGAUACCAAUAAUGCUAUUGGAUUUGCGGUGGGUGCGAUGUUUGUCCGCGAAGUGUUCCACGGUGCAGCUAAGACCGAGGGUGAGAUCAUGAUAGACAACAUCCGAGCGGCCUUCAAGAAGCAUCUCAAGCAGCUGGACUGGAUGGACGCGGAGACCAGGGAGGCUGCUGAGAGCAAGGCGGAUGCUAUCACUGACAUGAUUGGUUUUCCGGAUUAUAUUCUGAACAAGGAUGAAUUAGAUAAACAGUACGAAGAGCUGAUAGUCAAGCCGAACGAGUAUUUUGAGAAUAAUAUCGCGUAUAAUACGUUCAGUCUGAAACAUGACUUGAGGAAACUAGACCAGCCUGUGAAUAAGACGAAAUGGGGUAUGACACCAUCAACCGUGAACGCCUAUUAUACCCCCACCAAGAACCAAAUAGUAUUUCCUGCGGGAAUCCUUCAAGCUCCCUUCUAUGACGAGAACAACCCUAAGUGUGUUAACUACGGAGCCAUGGGUGUGGUCAUGGGACAUGAGUUGACUCAUGCGUUCGACGAUCAGGGACGGGAGUAUGAUAGAUUCGGCAAUUUGAACCAGUGGUGGAACAACGCAACUAUAGCUCGCUUCAAGAAGAGGGCGGAGUGCAUUCAGAAGCAGUACUCUCAGUAUACCAUGGAGGGGCAGCGGCUUAACGGCAAACAGACAUUGGGUGAAAACAUAGCAGAUAAUGGCGGUCUGAAGGCGUCAUAUCACGCGUAUCUGGAGUACAGUAAGGCAGCGGCCAGGAACCUCACCCUCCCGGGCCUCAAGUACUCGCAUAGACAAUUGUUCUUCAUAUCGUUUGCACAGGUUUGGUGUUCCGCCAUGACGAAAGAGUCAACAAAAAUGCAAAUCGAAAAAGAUGACCACACGGUAGCGAAGUACCGUGUUAUUGGACCAAUCUCGAAUCUUCCAGAAUUUUCUACUGAAUUCAACUGCCCUCUAGGUUCCAACAUGAACCCUAAACAUAAAUGUGAAGUAUGGUAACAUGUGACAGCUUUAAUUUUUUAUAAGUAACAAAUGAAACUUUAUAUAAUUCAAGAGCGUAUUAUAGGCUUAGGCUAUUUCAUAGAUAAUAAUGUUUAAUUUUUUUUUGUAAAAUACAAAAUUAUUCUGCUUAAAACAGUUUUCAGAAUUUAAAACAGUCUGGCAUCCAGGCCAUAGACAAAAUAAAAGUUCAGUAAUCUGUUAUAAUUUUUUCACUAGCAAUGAUCAUUUAGGGUACUGACUAAAAACGUUUUAUUUUUUGACCCUACAAUAAACAACUGUGAAAUAUAAUAAUACAAUAUACCUUCGGUAAUAAUUAUGUUAUUAUAUUAUAUUUAUUAACUUAUAUUUGUUAACUUAAAAAGAUAAAUUCAUAAACACACAAAAACAUUUUAUGUUCCAGACAAAAUUUAUAUAGGACCAUCAUCUAUUUAUUUAAUCUUAAACUCAUUAUUUUCAAAGCCGCCUCAUUAGGAGUGAAACAAUUUCUAAGCAGUCACAACUUUAUAUUUAGUGUAAUUUAUAUAAUAGAACUAUGUGCAAUGUGGAAUGUGAACGCUUAUAAGUGAAACGUAAAUUAAUUUCUAGUAGGUAUAAUAAACUGAUAACACUGAAAUAUACUAUGUGUUGCCAGUUUUUUUGUCAUUUUAUUUUUGACGUGCCUGUAGAUACUUAGAGGUAUGAAACACACAAAAUAUAUUUAAAAUUAGCAACCAAUUAAUGCUUAUAAUGAAUUAGUGUAGUAAAAGUAUAAAUUAUUUAUUAUGGUAUUGUAAGUAUAUGAUAAUUUAGUAUACAAUUCAAAGGAAAAUAAGUUUGAAUUCAUAAAAAUGCCAUCACACAUGUUAAUAAAAAAGUUAUUACGUAAAACUAUGUAUAAAGCGUCCUGGCCAUGAAAUUAGUUGUGUAUUUUUUUUUGUCCUUUU